Messenger RNA from Lathyrus sativus (Indian pea), 912 nucleotides. NCBI's taxonomy places the organism in Eukaryota, Viridiplantae, Streptophyta, Magnoliopsida, Fabales, Fabaceae. The record is from the annotation of a GenBank genome assembly.
AUGAGUACCUCUUUCUUUGAAUUCAAGAAACAAGCCUCUUUCUUCCUCAAAGAGAAAAUCAAAACCGCUAGAUUAGCUCUAACAGAUGUCACCCCUGCACAACUAAUGGUAGAGGAGGCAACUAAUGGAAAUCCAUGGGCUCCAACUACUGUAACGCUAAGAUCAAUUUCAAAAGCUGCUUUUGAUCUUGAUGAUUAUUCAAGGAUUAUAGAGAUCCUACACACAAGAUUGGUUAAAUUUGAAAAGAAGAAUUGGAGGGUUUCUUACAAUUCUUUGAUUGUGCUUGAGCACUUGUUGACACAUGGACCAGAAAGUGUAGCGGAGGAGUUUCAGAGUGAUAAAGAUGUUAUUAACCAGCUGAAUUGUUUUCAAUUUAUUGAUGAAAACGGGUUCAAUUGGGGCCUAACAGUGAGAAAGAAAUCAGAGAGAGUAAUGAAGCUGUUGGAAGAAGGAUCACUUCUCAAGGAAGAAAGAACCCAUGCUAGGAAACUAUCAAGAGGCAUACAAGGUUUUGGAAGUUUCAAUCAAAAAUCAACUCCAGCACAAUCCAUUCUACGUGAGAAAUCAUUGCCAACAACACUUGGUAGAAGUAACUCAGACUCAAACAACCAAGAUCAGGAAAAUAACUCCGCUUUCGCAUCUUCGAAUAGUGCGAAGAAAACCAUGAGAUACCAAGAUGCUGAUGAUGUUGGUAACAAUCAACUGCUUCAGAAAUCUGAUUCAAGUUCUAAAGAAAACAUGGAAUGGAAAAUGAAUGGAGAGUCGCAAUCACUUUUGGACUUGGGAGAGGAUGAUUAUUCUAGGAUUGGGAGGUUCAAAAUAGAAGAUGAUCAUCCAUUUAAUUCAACUAAAGAAAUGCAUAGUUCUGCAUCAUUGCUUUCUGCUAGAGAUGGAAUACUACAAGGGUGUUGA